Messenger RNA from Penicillium waksmanii, 1824 nucleotides. RefSeq lists its product as uncharacterized. Gene Ontology annotation, biological process: fatty acid metabolic process. Gene Ontology annotation, molecular function: oxidoreductase activity, acting on the CH-OH group of donors, NAD or NADP as acceptor; NAD+ binding. The coding region runs from base 1 to 1824 and encodes 607 amino acids. The record is from RefSeq and is a predicted model, not a curated record. Lineage: Eukaryota; Fungi; Ascomycota; Eurotiomycetes; Eurotiales; Aspergillaceae. The transcript is spliced from 3 exons.
AUGCAUCAAAGCUGGACUCCUCCUCAGAACUACAGGAAUAGACCUGUCGUCAUUCUUGGUGCCGGAGUAUUGGGAAGACGGAUAGGAUGUAUCUGGGCUUCUGCAGGUUUUGAUGUGCGCUUACGGGAUCCAAGUAUCCAGCAGCGCGAGGAUGGUUUAGCAUACAUCCAAGAAAAUGUCGCAUUAUAUGCUAAGGAAACUGGAGAUCGAAUCGGAACAGCACAGGCCUUCGAAAAAAUGGAAGAAGCUUUGGCUGACGCUUGGCUUGUGAUCGAGGCUGUCCCUGAAAAGAUUCAGCUCAAAAUAGAUACAUUCGCGCAGCUCGACAUGCAGGCUCCAAAUGACUGUAUUUUGGCCUCCAAUUCUUCGUCCUACAGAUCUUCGGAGAUGCUGGAACAAGUAUCGGAAUCUGCCAAAAAGCGGAUCUUGAAUAUGCACUAUUACAUGCCGCCUCAGUGCAUGGUCGUGGAACUCAUGACUGACGGCCAUACCGAAGAAGAAAUCUUCCCUUUCUUGGUCGAACGCUGCAAGGAAGGAAACACAUUGCCUUUUAUUGCCAGAAAGGAGUCCACUGGUUUCAUAUUCAAUCGUCUUUGGGCAGCUGUCAAAAGGGAGACCCUCUCCAUACUGGCAGAAGGAGUUUCGGUGCCAGAAGAAAUUGACACCCUGUGGACCGAGAUGUUUGUCAAGGGACGUUCGACUCCCUGUAAAAUGAUGGAUCAGGUUGGUCUGGAUACGGUCGCGUUUAUUGAAUCCCAUUAUGUCCAAGAACGUGGCAUUUCGUCAGAGAACACUGUCGACUAUCUGAAUGAAAACUACAUCAAACACGGCAAAUUGGGCACCAAGAGCUCCCAGGGCGGAUUAUAUGCUCCAGUCAAAUCCCAGACCACUGAUGGUCCUGAAAAGCCCCCUAUUAUCGUUUUGGACCUUGGCUUGUCUGCGGCUUCACCAACAAUGACAUCUGGCUCUGUUCUUGAACUCUCUAGGGACGGGAAACAGAUGAAAACACUGGUGGAGAACCAGUCACUGCCUGAUGGUGUAGCCGUUGACCCGCACACCAGUAAAAUAUUCUGGACAAACAUGGGAAUUCCCGGGAAAAAUGACGGAAGCGUGAUUUCCUUUGAUCGUCAGGAAAACAUCACGAAAGAGCUAUUGCCCAAAGGUUCGAUCAACACACCAAAGCAACUAGCACUUGACACAGUCGCGAACAAGAUCUAUUUCUGUGACCGAGAAGGGCUUUCCGUUUAUCGCUGCAAUUUCGACGGCAGUCAGCUGGAAAAGAUUGUGCAAGCCGGAAACCCAAACAACCCCAAGGAGGCUGCGGAUAAUAGGAAUUGGUGUGUUGGUAUCACAGUUGCACCGAAACUGGGAAAGUUCUACUGGACGCAGAAAGGCCCGUCUAAAAGCGGCCAAGGUCGCAUUUUCUGUGCGAAUAUUUUGCUGCCGGCAGACCAGUCUCUUGGUUCAAGAACUGAUGUUGAAUGCAUCGUUGAUGGUCUUCCGGAACCUAUUGAUCUCGAGGUCGAUGAGGAGUCCUGUUUGUUAUAUUGGACUGAUCGUGGCGAGAUUCCUUAUGGCAACUCGCUAAAUCGACUACAGCUCAAUAAACCCGGCAGUGGGCUUGGAGCCUCCACCGGCGAUACCCACAAGGUUCUGACCCGCCAUUUCAACGAAGCGAUUGGGCUGAAGCUUGAUACCAAGAACAACACGAUCUACGUGACGGAUCUUGGUGGUAAUAUCUAUCAUUGUGACUUGAACGGAGACAACAAAUCGGUCCUCUAUUCCGAUGAGCUCCGAGCAUUUACUGGAAUUGCGCUUUUUUAG